AUGUUGACUGGCAGCGCCAUAUCGUCGGUUCUUUCACGUAGAGCAAAACUCUGCGGCACAGGCCCAAUUUGCAACAGUUGCGCACGUGUAGGGUCUCUGGCUGAGGUGUGUCCGCUUUCGGUGUUGUACAAUUGGUCUGAGCAGUUGAAGCUGCAUGCGCCUUCGCUCCGGGUGCGCACCUACCACGGGCCAGACCGGGACAAAUCUCCUGGCAGCUUCCGACUGCAGGACGUGACAUUGACGACCUACGAUGUGCUGCGCGCGGAGGUGCGUGACCUGAGCAAAGGCCUGGGCUCGGUGUCUUGGCACCGCGCGGUGCUGGACGAGGCCCAUGUGAUCAAGGGCCACAAGCAGGCGACGGCCCAGGCAGUGUUCCAACUGGUGAAAGCGGACUGCAAGUGGUGCCUCACCGGCACACCCAUCCAGAACUCCGUGGAAGAUUUGUUUUCCCUGGCGCGGUUCUUGAAGCUUGAGCCUUUCGACCAGUUCGACUGGUUCAACCGCACCAUCCUGCGGCCCUUGAAGAACCGCGAUGUGGUGGGCUUUGAGCGCCUGCAAGUGUUGCUUCGUUUCUGGUGCCUGCGCCGAACCAAAGACAUGAGCAUCUUGGAUUCCAGUGGCAAGAGGCGGCCACUGUUGCUCCUGCCCAGCAAGACCUUGGAGUUGGUGCGUGUGCCUUUGGAGUCCAGCGACCGUGUGCUCUACGACCGCCUCUUCAACUGUGCCAGCGAGAGGGUUCAGGAGAUGCAAGCCCGCAGCCAACUGGGGCAGAAUUUCUCACAAGUUCUUUCACUGUUGACCCGUCUUCGGCAGCUUUGCUGCUCAGCUGGGCUCCUGCCAGCAAACCUGCUGGCCGAACUUCGCAGUGGGAAAGGUGAUGUCGGCCGCGUGUUCGACGCAGCAGUCGCUGCCCUUGGCAGCAAUCGCGUGGAGCAGUUGCUGAAGAAUUUGGCAGAAGCCCAGGAGGAUGACUGCAGUAUUUGCAUGGAGCCCAGCUGCGACAUCGUCACGCGCUGUGGCCACGUCUUUCACCGCGGCUGCAUUGAGACAGCCCUGCGACAGCUUGGAAGAAGCGGGCAGGGGCACUGUCCUCUCUGCCGCGGCAGCAUCAAGAAGGCGGAGCUGCUCGAGAAGCCUGCAGACUUUUGCCGGCAACAACGCGCGCGCUCUCCAACUGCGCGGCGCCACAAACCCUCGCAGCCAAAUUCGGCAGGUAAGGUUUGGACAUGGCCCUGA
Molecule: messenger RNA, 1236 nt
Organism: Effrenium voratum
Lineage: Eukaryota; Dinophyceae; Suessiales; Symbiodiniaceae
Source: the annotation of a GenBank genome assembly